Molecule: messenger RNA, 2199 nt
Organism: Mercenaria mercenaria
Lineage: Eukaryota; Metazoa; Mollusca; Bivalvia; Venerida; Veneridae
Product: tetraspanin-18-like
Exons: 10
Coding region: 278-1126 (282 amino acids)
Cellular component (GO): membrane
Source: RefSeq, a predicted model, not a curated record
UAUCAAUGUCUCUGACAUCGGCAAAUAAAUAAAUCUGGAUACAUUAAAUACAAGUUUCUGAUAAUCAGCUGAAAUGUUAUGCAGAUUGGCCUCUGUGUUGCAUACGGGUAUUUGUUUUCCGAAAACUUGAAACAUAAAACGGGUCGACGUCGAAAUUUAUGGACAUCUUCCUGGAAUAGGAACUUAAAUCGAUAAACACAUUAGAGACAGCUUGGUUCGGCAUUUGAUAAAGCAAAAGGGAUUAGAAAACGAAGAAAACAAAAAGAAAUAAGUCAAGAUGAGUAGCUGUUGGGACGGUUUAGCACGGCUUUUACUGGUAUUGAUCAACAUUGUAUUUUUGCUGAUCGGGUUAGCCAUCACAGUAUGUGGUUUUAUACUCCGUUAUGCCAAGGCUCUGUACGAACCGUUUCUAGAAACUGGUAUGAACCAGUUACAGAAGGUCCUUACCGAAACAAAUCUUGCGAGCUUCAAAGUUACAGACAUUGAUAUCGGAGAGGUUGUGAUGAGCCUGGCGAUAGGCCUGAUUAUUGGAGGUUUGGUUCUGGUCGGCAUAUCUUUCCUAGGAUGUUGUGGCGCGUGCUGCAAAGUCCGUUUUAUGCUCUGGCUUUACGCUAUCGUCAUCAUCGUGUUUGUUGUGGUGGAGGCUGUCGGUAUCGGGUUGCUCUACGGCAAACCAGAUAUGGUCAAGGGUCAACUAAAGAGUCAGAUGAGUGAGUACGAAGGGCUGAAGUCCGAAAAAGUGUUUUCUCUUGGUUGGAACAUCAUCAUGAUUCAGUUCCAGUGUUGUGGUGUGGACAGUUACGAAGAUUUUGACAUGUCGGCACAGUCUAAGUGGAACAACCCAGGCAUCUCUGGCGUAACAACCUUGGAAACGCCUAUUGCUUGUUGCAAAACUCUACCGUCUUCGCAAACUGCAACUGAGUUUAAUUGUGCUAUGAAAGCAACGUUAACAGAGGACAUAAGUAAUUACAAAACGGGCUGUUAUCAGACAAUAUGGAAGUCAUCGUUUGGUAAUACAGCGAUCGCUGUUCCGGUGCUAGUUAUCUGUGGAAUUGUUCAGGUGCUUUUCAUUAUAUUUGCCAUUAUGGUGGCAAAAUCGGAGAAUGACAGAGUCUCGCCGAUAUAAUUUCCCAGAAGUCAGCAUACAAUUGUGUGAUCAUACUACAGUUUCCGUCCACUAGACUGUGAUAUCUUGUUUCUGAUUUUAAUGUCUAUUUUAUAUAUAACCAGUGAAAGGAAGGAUCUUCAUCAAGCACGUGAAAUCACAACCGUAUAGACUAGACUUUUGACUCCAAAAUGUUUCCUAUGACAAAAGUCCCUGUUGGUGCUUUUUCAUAAGAUUCUCUGUGAUUUUGAUUUUAUAAUUUGUGUUUAAGGGACUUGCAUUGAAUAAUGGAAUUUUAACGUGCUGUGUCAUUCUUUUCUAUGUGCAUGUGUGUUAAUGAUGACUAUGGAUUUUUUGUUUUAUGGAAUAUGAUAAUUAAUGUAAGGUCUAUCACGUUUACAUCUAUAUGCACAGUCAAACCUGUUAUAAAGACCACCUUUUGGAAAUGAGAAAAAAGGUCUUUAUAAAUAAGUGGUCGUUCUCAACAGGUACAACUCUCUAUUGUAUAUAUGGUAAACGAAAGGAGAAAAUGGUAACAUUUCAAUGAAGGCUUUAUUGUUGUUGUCUUUUAUUCGGAGGUGGUCAUUUAGUACAGGUUUGACUGUGGUUUGCUUAACUAUGUAAUAUAACUCUCUGUAACUCUCUAUUUUAAUUAUUUUAACGCUGACUAAUUGGUAUACGGUCGGUAAAAGAGAAUUCAGGUCAUACUAGCAAGAUCAGUACCUAUGUAUCGAGAAAUAGGAAGACUGGCCCAGAUAUUUUUGUUGUUGAGAGUUCUUUGUUGUUUUGUUUUGUUUUAUUUUGUUUUGUUUUGGGUAUUUUUUGCCAUUAAUGCUUUAAUCAGUUUUGAAAUACGCUCAAAAAUGUAUGCGUCUGAAAAAACGGAGACAUGUGGUCACAGAUAGCAGUAUUAGCUAUAUGUCAUUUAUGAAAUACUUUUUAAAAAUGAAUUAUCUACUUACUACAUGUGCUAAAGUUCUUAUCAUAAAUGCUAUCAAUGAUGUCUUUAAAUCAGUAGAUUGCUUUUUGAUAUGUGUGACUGUCAACAGAUUUUCAUUUUAUUUUGAAAUAAAUAAACAAAAAAUAAUGCUGAA